UUCACCAUCAUGAAGCCCCUGCUUUUUCUUCUGAGCAUCACUGGUCUUGUUCCAGUCAUUAUUUCCAUCAUGCAAACAGUCCCUCACGAGUAUCAUCUCAUCACAACAAAGGUGACAUGGUCCAGUGCACAGAAUUACUGCAGGGUGAUGUACACUGAUCUGGCAACUAUAGAAAGUGACAAUGACUGGGUACGGUUAAACAAACUAAUAACAAGCCAAAACAUAAUAGCACCCUUCUGGGUCGGACUCUACAACGACAUCAACAGUUGGCGCUGGUCCUUUAAUGAAGUCCCAUUACAAUAUACCACUUUUAGGCAGUGGGGUUCUGGAGAGCCAAAUAAUGAUAAAGGUCGUGAAUCAUGUGCCAUAAUAAACAACAAUGGAUACUGGUGGGAUGCAUACUGCUACAAUCUGAGACCCUUCAUAUGCUACAAUAGUACUAAAAGUGGCGCUGACAGGUUUGUUGGUGUCACUAGUCCGAUGUUGACCUGGUCUGACGCUCAGAUUUACUGCCGGACAUUUCACACAGAUUUGGCCACGGUGACCAACAGCGCAGACAACAACUUGUUAGCACAGCUGGCAUCAGUAAUGACCAGUAUUUGUUACUGGAUUGGCCUGUAUAGAGACACUUGGAAAUGGUCAGAUGGAACCAAAGUCUCAAAUCUCCAGUGGGCUAAUGGACAGCCCAAUAAUUACUGGAAACAUGAAAACUGUGGACUGCAUUAUACGCUGUUUGAAGAUGAUAACUGCACCAACCUGCGCUUUUUCAUGUGUCACACCAUACCACCCGUGAGGGAGCAGCAGAUAGUGCGACUGCUGGUGAAGUCUGAUGGAAGUGUUUUUAAAUCGGAAACACAAUCAUCAAUUCUGGAUGUGAUCAAGCAGAUCCUGAAAGACAAUGAGAUGUCGGAUGAUACCACAGUGACCUGGAGGGUGCAGCCGGGUGGAAACAUCUUCUCUAAAAAAAAGAGAGAUGAUCUGUAACAUUCCAGUGCUCACAGUCAAAUAUAGAUUUGAUAUAAAUUAUAUUUCAAGUUUUAAUCAGUAGGGGGAGACAAAUACAAAAACUAACAAUAAGGAAUAGCAUUUCACUAAGCCGUGUUUCAGUAAUAUAAAAUAUACAUAUAUCAAACAGGUUCACCCCUUUCCCCUUAGCCCUUGGUAAUAAGCUGUUAUUAUUUUACUAUGAUGUUACUGUAGGUAAUCAUUAGAUGACUGUUGGUUUUUCAUUCUGACAAUGGAACUGCACACAAUAUCAAAUAGAAGAUGUGGCGUAAUAUUAAAUCUAAUGUCUUUUAUGUUUUGUUUUUAAUAAAGCCAUUUCUUUAUUACUA
Molecule: messenger RNA, 1334 nt
Organism: Silurus meridionalis
Lineage: Eukaryota; Metazoa; Chordata; Actinopteri; Siluriformes; Siluridae
Product: putative C-type lectin domain family 20 member A
Exons: 5
Coding region: 10-984 (324 amino acids)
Source: RefSeq, a predicted model, not a curated record